Messenger RNA from Lindgomyces ingoldianus, 1166 nucleotides. RefSeq names its product thioredoxin-like protein. NCBI's taxonomy places the organism in Eukaryota, Fungi, Ascomycota, Dothideomycetes, Pleosporales, Lindgomycetaceae. The record is from RefSeq and is a predicted model, not a curated record. Gene Ontology annotation, cellular component: cytoplasm. The coding region runs from base 184 to 819 and encodes 211 amino acids. The transcript has 2 exons.
CCGGCACAAUUCCUUUUAUUAUCCACAAAAUUCCGGCCAGUUAUCUCUUAGAUAUCGCGUGCACUACUUCCACUCUCAGUCCUCACGUGACCGUUAAUCCACCCCAAGGUUGUUAGUUUGAGCUCUUCUAGCAUCAAAGUUUCUAUUUUGAUCACUCAGCUAGCCCAAGCUACCCACAGCAACAUGGCUGAAUUGGACCCAAAGGUUGCCGCCCUCGUCGAUAACGCCACCAAGGAUGAAGACUUAGACGAGGAUGCCCUAAUUGCUGCUCUUGAAGACGACUCCGAACUAGAUGCUUUCCGCGAGCAGCGUCUUCAGCAGCUCCAUGCCGAAUUUAGUAAAGCCCAGCAACUGCGAGCCAGCGAUCAUGGGACUUACGCCGAGAUCAAAGAUGAGAAGGCGUUGAUGGACAUUACAACAAGUACGAAGUUGUGUGUUGUGCAUUUCUUCAAGCCUGACUUCAACCGUUGCCGGAUCAUGGAUACGCACCUUGAAUCUCUUGCCCCAGCACACUAUGAAGCCCGCCUGCUCCGGAUCAACGUCGAAAACUGCCCUUUUCUGGUCUCCAAGCUGAAAGUUCAGAUCUUGCCGUGUGUCAUCGCUUUCAUUGAUGGCAUUGGAGUUGAUCGAAUCAUUGGGUUUGAAGGCCUUGGUCGAACGGCCGACAAUUUUACGACAGGAGACCUCGAGGCGAGAUUAAUCAGGGCAAAUGUCUUCCAGAGAUCAAAAUUUGGUGGUAAUGGCUUGGGCUUCACUCAAAAUAAGAAGGAAACGAAAGAGAACGAAGACGACGAUGAUGGUGAUGAUGAUUGGGAUUGAAAGAAGUAGUACUCCGUGGACUGCAGCAUCACAGUAGUCCUUCAGACGCAGGACUUCCCCGGUACAACCAUCCUUGCACCCACUGAGUCAGUUAUAGAUUCUCCCGUCGGAGUUGCCUAAGGGCGCCACAAGAACCUUGAGUUGUUUUGGUUGACAACUUUUGCAGAGGUAUCAAGCCGGUGUUUCAAUAGGAUGAUAUGGUCACAAAAUGAAAUUCAUUUUGUGGGCCAGGCCUAUUUAAACAUUGAGUUACAGAGAUGAAUGGGGAUGUGCACCUGAAAGAUAUUGUAGAUGUAAGGAGUCUGAUUUUUGAAUCCUAUAGCGGUUCAGCAGGGUGUGCGUCGAAG